UCACGCGCUUUGUUUCUUACGAUGGAAUCAAAGGACCAAGACCGAAAUAUCAAAACGUUUUUUGACCUCUUAUUAUUUUGUCUUCGGUUCCAAUUUUUAGAUCCAAAUCUAAUUUUAGAAUUUUCUAAAGCUUUUUAAAUUUUAGAUCUCUCUGCACUGAAAUCGAAUCGAAAAAAAAAAUCCCCAAAAAAUGGCAAAUAACAAUGGUAGCAACGGCAAUGAUCGCGAGGAAUCGAGUCCUCUUUUGAGCAAACAAGUUGUUGAAGAAGAUGAGAAGAAGAAAUUGAAUGGUCAAAAGUCAAAGGAGGCAACAACCAAGGUGGAAGCUUCGCCGGAAGUUAGUACCGGGGCUGGGUUUGGGUGGACCGCCGAUGGGCUGCCGUUGGUCCACGGGAGUGUUGUCGGAGAACCCAUGGGCCGUUCCCAGUGGGACUCCUCCCUCCUUGCUUGUCUUGGUCGUAACGAUGAGUUUUGCAGCAGCGACAUUGAAGUUUGUCUACUUGGAAGCAUGGUCCCCUGUGUGCUGUAUGGAAGCAAUGUUGAAAGACUUGGAUCUGCUCCUGGGAUCUUUGCAAAUCACUGUUUGCCUUACACUGGUCUGUACCUGAUUGGAAAUUCCUUUUUUGGCUGGAAUUUUCUUGCACCAUGGUUUUCAUACCCUACCCGUACUGCCAUUCGGCGGAAGUUUAAUCUGGAGGGCACCUGUGAGGCACUUAAUAGGUCAUGUGGAUGCUGUGGAAGCUGUGUUGAAGAUGAGGUGCAACGUGAACAGUGUGAGUCAGCCUGUGACUUUGCAACACAUGUUUUCUGCCAUGCAUGUGCACUUUGCCAGGAGGGCCGCGAGCUUCGUCGAAAGUUGCCUCAUCCAGGGUUCAACGCUCAGCCUGUCCUGGUCAUGAUCCCUCCUGGUGAGCAGACAAUGGGCCGUGGUGCCUGAGUGCAUGAUGCCUAUGUCCUGCCUUACAGUUAAAGAACUCUAAUAGCUCGACUAUAUUUUUAUCAGUGUGAUGUCAUGUUGUAGAAUAAUGUUUAAAUGUUUUAUCUACAUUGUCUAAACUACCAUCAGAGGAUGAUUGCUUGGUUUGGCCAGACCAAAACAACAUAUCAUAUAUGGGGUUUCACCUGUUUUGUGUGUAUAA
Molecule: messenger RNA, 1139 nt
Organism: Durio zibethinus
Lineage: Eukaryota; Viridiplantae; Streptophyta; Magnoliopsida; Malvales; Malvaceae
Product: cell number regulator 8-like
Source: RefSeq, a predicted model, not a curated record